Malus domestica (apple) is the source of this 564-nucleotide messenger RNA. RefSeq names its product histone H2A.Z-specific chaperone CHZ1. NCBI's taxonomy places the organism in Eukaryota, Viridiplantae, Streptophyta, Magnoliopsida, Rosales, Rosaceae. The record is from RefSeq and is a predicted model, not a curated record.
AUGGCUGAGACUAAGGACCAAGGCGAACUCACAUUUCCCGCGAAGCGCAAACCCGAUCUCAGCUGCGGCGACCAGCCCGACUGCCCCAACAAAACCCAGAAGCUUGAAGUUCCCGAUCACCGUCCGUUGGCUGCCGAGCCACAAACUCAAAACCCAGAAAAUUUCCACAACAAUUCCUCCGCUGGCGAAGAGAAAAUCUAUAAGUUUGAAGCCAGUGCUGACCUCGAAGACGAAGACGAGGAAGAGUACGACGCAGAAAACGACUGUGAAAAGUCUAAUGGGAAGGCGGAGGUGAAUCCCAAGGGGAAGGGGAUUAUGAGAGAUGACAAGGGCAAAGGGAAACUGGUAGAAGAAGAUGACGACGACAGCGACGAUGAUUCGAGCGACGGCGGAAGCGAAUUUGAAGACGGAGACAGUGAUUUGUCGGAUGAUCCUCUUGCGGAGGUCGAUUUGGAUAACAUUCUUCCUUCGAGGACUCGAAGACGGCAGGUGCAGCCAGGGGUUUACAUUGCUAAUGACAUUGGAAACGAAGAAGAAGAUGACAGUGAUGACAGCGAUGAUUGA